AUGCAGCAUCUCCGCCUACUGAAACAGAAGGCCCGCAUAUUUGUCGAGGCAAGUCUGAGGAGGCAUAAAGUAUUCGAAAGCCGCACAGCUUGGCCAAAGCCGUUUCGAGACUCUGUCGGAGCCUCAUACACCCCCGCUAUGCCAGAAACCUUCUUCGAACUAGCGGACCCAACCCAUACCCUGCUGUAUGAUCACGGCUGGCGGCGGCAAUGCAGAGUUAGCCAUGGAUGUUCUGGCUUACCUGAGGUGUUCGUGCACCUGACGAAGCCAGCCCUCCCACCCUGGGAGCUUUGUGGGGGCUGGAGUGAAGCAGCAGCAGCUGGCAGCGGCAGCAGUUCCCUUGACACCCCAGUAUUGCCAGCACUGAAAGUAGCCAAAGCGGUCCCAUGGGUCUCAUCAGCCAGCAGCGUAGCCCCCACUUCUGAAGUUCUUUCAGGCGUUGUUGCGAUUAUUAAGUCUCCUUGCCUGCAUCCGGGGGACUUACAGCUCUGCUAUGCGGUACGCCAAGGAGAAGGCUGCGUGCCGUGUGGCGGUGCAUCCUCGAGGCUGCUCAACCCUUGUCGUAUGGCUCUGCUAUUUGGUCUGGAGCAGUGCCUGUGGAGUUUGACGCUUGCUUUGCAGGUUGGCCCCGAAGACCUGCCUCCAGAUUCUCCUCUAAGGGCCCCAUUUGAGCGCGAGCCAACAACAGAGGAUCCAGAUCCUCCAUGCUUCGCCUUUAGAGAUCUCGUGGUGUUCCCCUCCCCUCCGCUUGGCUCAUACACGGAAAGUGCAGAUGGGAUCUGGCCCCCUGUUGAUUCCCGUCAUCCAGCAGUUUUCCGCAACCAAGGGCCAGGCCUCCAGUACUGUUUUCGGGAUAUUCCCAACAUGCUGUCUGGAGGAGACUUGGACGGCGACAGAUACUGGAUCAUUUGGGAGCCUUCGAUCGUGCAACCGCUGCUGGAGAACUGGAAAAGGGGCCUUGCUGCCCCCCCCUCCUCUGUGCAUGAGCCAGCCAUCAAUGCCCACCCUGAAGAGCCACAGGGGUUUGUGAGCACCAGCGGCCAGCUCACUGGGCCUGUCACCUGCGACGAUGCCCUGUCUAGCGGCAGCAGGAGCAGCGGCAGCAGCAGGACCGGCAGUGAGACGGAGGUGUAUAGCGACACGAGUGAUGCAGCAGCAAGUAGCUGCACCAAGGCUACAGCAAACGGUAGACAGGAGGAACACCGGCAGACUGGUGGCUGGCAAGCGUCAAUACCCGCAACAGCCUCACUUACAAGGUCCCAGGAGAAACAUGAGGCAGCCUCAGAGGAGUCACGCAGAGAGGCCUACGUGAAGGUGGAAGCACAGCAGGCAAAGAAAGGGAAUGCGGCGGGGAACUCACUAUUGGGGGAAACGGAGUCGGCUGAAGGCAAUAACACCCAUAAGCAGAGGACAGACGCUCCGCAGGACGCAGACAUAGUACUGCACAGGAAAGGCAAACGUGAAGAAGACGAACCUACGCGCAAGAGGGUGGGCCUCUUGGGUACAGGACCGACAGAGCGGCAAGACAUUGAAAAGCUCACGCGGUUUCUGCUACGCGUCCAAGGCCUGUGUCAACUGGGCGUCAUUUCGAAUACGCACUUGCGCUUGUGCCACUCCCCUAAUGCCUACUACGAGGAGAACCCCUUGAAGGCCAAGGGCUUCAACCGGUUGUCUCUGGCUCUUGCUGACCUCGCCGCUGCUGCAGUAGAUGCCCCCAAAACGGGAAAAAAGGUUGUACUGAAAAAGCGUCUGCGCUGCGUGUUAAUGCCCCACUUCUUAGUGAGGCCCGAAAAGCGACAUGCGGACUUCGCGGGGUUUCCAGGGGAGAUAGCAUCUAGAGUUAUUGCUUCAAGAAGUCUCCUUGGAAGCCUGUACGACCGCGUCCUGCCACAUGCUCUACUAGCAACGCCUUCCUAUCUGACUCCCAGGGCACUGUCGGGUAAGCCUCUGAUGCCUCGAUCAAAGACAGACCCGCUGAUAUCUUGCUAUACAGACGGGCUCGCGUCGGCGACAAAAAUCCAAUCAGUAAAGACAGGAGAGGCAUUCGCAUGUGGAUUCCUUACACGGGGUUUUGCAGCAAACGGCGGUGCUGUCUCGCUCUGUUGUGCAGGCAACUCCGAUCCACGCCUAUUCGCCCCCUUGCGGGUUAAAGUCACGUGGGGUGGCGUGCAGUACAAGGAGGAGGCACAGCGCCUCUGCGCUGGUGACGGCCGGGUUCACAUGCUUCUGGCUGACGUAGAGCUUCCAGCCUCUCUCCUUAUUGGGGGGCCUUCUCCCCCCGAUUAUGCGCAUCGUGGAGCUCCUGGCGGCACCCUUACAGCUCUCCGCUUCUCAUUUCCUAACUGCCUUGUCUGCGCGCAACGCAGCAGCUGCAGCCUAGCACCUGCAAGGGGGCCUCCUGGUGCCUGCUGUCUUCGCGUUCCAGCCAGCGCCCCGGGAGCCUUGCAGUCUCGCCGCGUCGAGUGCAUCUUGGUGCAUCAGGAGGCGAGCGUUGGGGAUUCGAUUCCUUAUCCGCUGCUCUAUUGCUCCCUCAGCUGCUCCCUCGGUCUCCCUGUUGGCGAUGCCGUUGCUGCGGUGACGCAACUAACUCUUGGAGGCACGUCCUUGCCCUGUAACGCCAGCACUCUAGCUGCUGGAGUGGUGUCUACAACUAGACCGUUGCUUGUCCGUAUGCAAAAAUGCAGCAGCUCUGGGAGCUUGCGCUCGAGGCUGGCCUCUCUAUCUAGCCUUGCUAUUUUUUGUCAGCUACAGCUGCUUAUGGGUGGAUGGACGUCUGCUCGUCCUGCUGGCUUGGCCUUCAUACACUGCACAACGAAGGCGUUCUUCCCGUAUUUAUACUGUGCUGCAGUCGCUGUGGAGUACGUGGAGGCUUGCUCCGGAGAGGUCCUUGUAAGCCCCGCAGCCUUUGGAGCAGCGUGUGUCCUUCCCUCGCCUCCUCUUUGGGGGGGCGACCAGCACGCGGUGUAUGUUCAUUGCUCUAAAGCUGUCGAGGACCUGCAGCUAACGGGUGCUCCUGCAGUGCUCGCUGCUGCGGCAGCUGCAUGUGCACCCGCUGCCCUGCGGAGCAGGUUGACUGUGCUCUCCGACAACAGCAGCAACAGCGGCAAGACUUCCCCAAUCUACCUCGGAGAACUUGGCUCAGACAGCCCCCUCGCAGCGCAACUAUUAUCUUUUCUCUUUCAUAGAGGCACUGGGUCGGAUUGCUGCGCGAUUCCCUCCGGAGAAGACAGAGAGGAGCCCCUGGUUCUGCUCUCGCGCACUCCUGACGGAGUGACCUGGGAAGACUGGCGGGAUGUUUCCUGGCUGCCUGAGCUGCCGCGUGAGCUGUUUCUGCUGCGGUGCAUUUCCGUUGGUCCGCUCUUGGGAAGCAACCCUAGCCACAAAAGCGGCGAUGACAAACAAGCGCUGCAAACGAGUGAAAUGAUCUCAGCCGAUCGGCUGCUAGAACAGCUCACGCGUUUGGUGAACGCAGCAGUAACAAGCCAGCAAGCGAAGGCCUUGCAGCUAUGUCCGCACUUGCGCCCCCGCCUAGACGUCUCUUCCCCUCCCGUUGCAGCUGUGUACAGGGGGGAAGGGUCUCUAAGAAAAAACGCAAAGCUCUUUGUUGUGUUGGACCGCCCCCUCACCGGGCUUUGCCUUCUUCUCCUUCUGGACGAUCUGCUAGCCAAGUUGCCAACAAGCUGGACUCCGGGCUUCAAAGGAAUGAAGCUUUUUCAAGUCCUAGGUCUCAGGAUUCAAAUACCCCAGCAGGUUACUGAUUGCUUCGAAGAGCCCCUAUUCAAAGCCUUGCAGAAGAGCUCAACGUUCGGCGAAGGCGCCAUGGAUGUGCCAGGUGUCAAGACACUCAUGCAACAUCACUGGAAGGAGCGGAAACAUCUGCACGUGCAGCUUUCCGAACAAUGGCUGGAGCAACAGGAACGGCAAGAGCUUACCUCGCACGUGGUUGCUUCUCGAUUGUUGCGGCAGGCAACGGAAAGCGUUGCUCUCCAAGAGGCCGCACAGCCAAAAGACAUAAUCCCCACCAGCAAGUACAAAGCUACUCUUGUGUUUAGCAGCUCCUGGGGUGCCUCAUCCUUCUUGCGAUUCCAUUCAAAGGGGAUCGGAUUUCCUCAAGAGGUGACUCUCUACCGGCCUCCGCUGCCUGUUGAAGCAAAGCUAAGUCCCUUCUGGCCAGGAGUGCACUGGGCUGUACGGAAGCAGGCUAAAGAGCAACGGGAGGUUCUGAAUGCAGGUGAGCCUGCUAGAGUUGCUGGACUGGCUGAACUUUCUGUAUCUAUCCGUGGCUGUAUCUGCAGAGCAACAGCACUAAACGAUGCAACAGGGCUACCCUGUCAAAACGCUAUGCUUUGGCACCCCUGUGCAUUUGCAGCCAUGAAGGCGACACCUAAGAGCCCUUGUCCAACGGCAGAGGGCGAUGAGGAGGCGUCCACACGGCGUUUUAGUGCACCAGAACCACACAACUUGGCGUCACUUCCAUUGUCUAAGCUUCCUUCCUGGCACUUACGCAGAAGGGGCGUCAACACACAAAGAGACUUAAUCGCACUGCUUGAAGAGCUCUACCAUGGAGCUUUGCCGCUACCCAUUAGCACGCUAGAAGGCCUCUACGGAGCACUCCCCGGAAACUCAUACGGGAGUCUGUAUGCGAACCCCUGCACGGAACCACAGGCAGUGUCCUUAGACCUAGACCUGCUCUCUUACUGCCCCGACCGGCUGCUGGAGUUUAUAACAGAAGUAGCAAGUCUAAAGCUCGCGUGGGAUAGGGCCGUGCGGCAUCUGAUGUUUCGGUUUGGAGUGCGAGACGAGGCUUCCCUCCUCUCAGGUCAAAUAGAUCCUGAGGCUGUGGUUUCGUUGGGUCACAUGGAGAGCUGGCCACUCAAGAUGUUACUGAGCAUUAGCGGCCUCUGCUGCUCCUUCAUUCCCCGCCGUUUCUUUGGCCUGGAUCUCAACUACGAGCAGAAACGCAUCGUCGCUGUUACUGCCUACUACCUCUCGUACGUCCCUCAAGAAAAACUCGAGGCCUUCGUGGCCCUGCGGAAAAAACCUUUGAAGAAAUCCCGCUUCACAGCGCCUCCUAGGUCAUCGGAGGCGGAUACCGAGGGGUCUCCUCCAUUAAGCAGUGAAGAAAUACGUGCUUUCGAAGCUUUAGGCAUCUUAAUUGCAGAUACUCAGCCUCUGUCUCCCCUUAUGACAAAAAACAACAGCACCGCGACACACCCCGAACAAAGAAGCCCCUGGCAAGAGAAGACCCCGUCAUCCAAAGAGGCAGAAGGCAGUGGCCGCUUCUCGGAAGAGCAAAGCCGAGUAUUACACACGGGGAUUAGAGGACCAGAGGACGCAUGCAGCCCGAGGCAGCAUCUACUCAAGCAUCAGAGUCUGCAGCAGCAGCAGCUGUUUUCGUUCCCGUGGAUGCUCUAUAACAAUGAGCUCAAAGACAUAAAAGCCAUUGCCCUUGGCAGCGGUGCGCUGCAUGUCGCGUAA
Messenger RNA from Cyclospora cayetanensis, 5478 nucleotides. RefSeq lists its product as uncharacterized. Gene Ontology annotation, cellular component: nuclear RNA-directed RNA polymerase complex. Bases 1 to 5478 code for a protein of 1825 amino acids. Gene Ontology annotation, molecular function: RNA-directed RNA polymerase activity. Gene Ontology annotation, biological process: siRNA processing. Lineage: Eukaryota; Apicomplexa; Conoidasida; Eucoccidiorida; Eimeriidae. The transcript has 11 exons. The record is from RefSeq and is a predicted model, not a curated record.